CAUCUUUGAUCUUGCUCCUCACCCCAAGGCACCUUUACUCUGCCUUCAUCUCCAGUGGUUGAGAGUGGGGGUGAUGAGUGGGGGCUGGAGAAGAGAUGGCAGGGCAGCCAGCCCAGGCUCCUGCGGCCACGCGGGGUCACACAGCUCGGCUUGAGGUCAGCGCUGAAGAGAGAAUGUGGGCGAGGCUGCAGAGGCCGGGGCGCGUGCGUGCUCUCUCAGGGCCUCCAGAGCCUUCAGAGCGGGGUUCUCGGCAGGGCCGGUCCUGGGGAUUACUGCACUUCACGGGGAGAAGGGCUUGCUGUGAUUUGUGCUUGCUUCUCGCUGCGGCCACCAGCUCAGAACAGCGCAGAUGGAUGAAGCUUUUCCUUCCCGGCGGUGCAGAGGAGGAGUGGAGCCCCGCGGCUUGCUCAGCUGGGCUGUGGGGGCUCUGAGAACCGCUGCUCGGUGUUUCUGGGAGCCCCUCUGGCGCCUGACAGCUUGGAAGUGUUCAGGGAGAGCAUCGAGCGGAGGAGGUGUGUGCUGAGGUGGGCAGUCGCCGCCUGGGCUGCAGAGAGGGCCGCGGCUUUGUGGGCGGCGGGAUCCGCUAGGCUGGGCGAGCGGUCCCCAGCAUGAAGCCCGGAGUCACCAUGCCUGCGCCCUCGCCUCACCGCCGGCUUCCCUGCUAGAAGGACGAGGGGACGUGGUGAAUGCACCGGCUCCGCCGAGCGAGCGAGAGCAGAACCUUGCGCGGGGACUGGCCUGGGGUGCACCAUGGCUGAUGCAGACGAAGGCUUCGGCUUGACGCACACACCUCUGGAGCCUGAUUCGAAAGACCUGUCCUGCGACCCCAAAGCUGAGAACGCCUUAGGAGCCCCCAGCAAGUCUCCGUCAUCUCCACAGGCCGCCUUCACCCAGCAGGGUAUGGAAGGAAUCAAGGUUUUUCUCCACGAAAGAGAACUGUGGCUGAAAUUCCACGAAGUGGGCACGGAAAUGAUCAUCACGAAGGCCGGAAGGCGGAUGUUUCCCAGUUACAAAGUGAAGGUGACCGGCCUGAAUCCCAAAACCAAAUACAUUCUCCUCAUGGACAUCGUGCCUGCUGAUGACCACAGAUACAAGUUCGCAGAUAAUAAAUGGUCUGUGACCGGCAAGGCUGAGCCUGCCAUGCCCGGCCGCCUCUAUGUGCACCCGGACUCGCCGGCCACUGGCGCGCACUGGAUGCGACAGCUGGUCUCCUUCCAGAAGCUGAAGCUCACCAACAACCACCUGGACCCAUUUGGGCACAUUAUUCUAAAUUCCAUGCACAAAUACCAGCCCAGAUUACACAUCGUGAAAGCAGAUGAAAAUAAUGGAUUUGGUUCAAAAAACACGGCGUUCUGCACCCACGUUUUUCCGGAGACGGCGUUUAUCGCGGUGACUUCCUACCAAAAUCACAAGAUCACGCAGCUGAAGAUUGAGAACAACCCCUUCGCCAAAGGUUUCCGGGGCAGCGACGACAUGGAGUUGCACAGAAUGUCAAGAAUGCAAAGUAAAGAGUAUCCCGUGGUCCCCAGGAGCACAGUGAGGCAAAAGGUGGCCUCCAACCACAGCCCUUUCAGCAGCGAGCCCCGAGCUCUCUCCACAUCUUCCAACUUGGGGUCCCAGUACCAGUGUGAGAACGGCGUCUCCGGCCCCUCCCAGGACCUCCUGCCUCCGCCCAACCCGUACCCGCUGCCCCAGGAGCACGGGCAGAUCUACCACUGCACCAAGAGGAAAGAUGAGGAAUGUUCCACCACAGACCACCCCUACAAGAAGCCCUAUAUGGAGACAUCCCCCAGCGAAGAGGACUCCUUCUACCGCCCCAGCUACCCCCAGCAGCAGGGCCUGAGUGCUUCCUAUCGGACAGAGUCAGCUCAGCGGCAGGCCUGCAUGUAUGCUAGCUCUGCGCCACCCAGCGAGCCUGUGCCCAGCCUGGAGGACAUCAGCUGCAACACGUGGCCUGGCGUGCCCUCCUACAGCAGCUGCACGGUCACCACGGUGCAGCCUAUGGAUAGGCUGCCCUACCAGCACUUCUCUGCUCAUUUCACCUCAGGGCCCUUGGUCCCACGGCUGGCUGGCAUGGCCAACCACAGCUCCCCACAGCUGGGAGAAGGAAUGUUCCAGCACCAGACCUCCGUGGCCCACCAGCCUGUGGUCAGGCAGUGUGGGCCUCAGACUGGCCUCCAGUCCCCCGGCAGCCUGCAGCCCCCCGAGUUCCUCUACUCUCAUGGCGUGCCCAGGACCCUGUCCCCACACCAGUACCACUCUGUGCAUGGAGUUGGCAUGGUGCCUGAGUGGAGCGAGAACAGCUAAAGGUAGGCUGGCCUCAAAACAGACAUUUGCCAGGGAGAGAGAAAGAGAGAGACAAUAAAUAGCAAAGUCAACCCCACAGACAGAGGCUUCAUUUCCCCCCGUGUUCGCAUCUACACUAGAGGCCACUGGACACUGAUGCCAUGGGUAGCUUGUGACCACCAUUCAAAAAGAUGUGACUCUGUUGUUUCGUCUCAAGACCUAAAACAAAAACAAAAGACGCGACACACCCCCAGUGCCCCUUCAUGGACCAGUCCUGUUCAGGCUCUCCGGGAUGUCUUUCCAGAUUCUUUCCUUUGGGUUCCAGAAUACCUGGCCUCGUUGAGUGCUUUAUCAUGAUGCACAGGGGAGUCUUUCUCUGUCUUGAUGUUAAUGUCAACUUUGUUAUAUAAUAAAUAAUAAUAUAUUUUUUUCUUCUAAUUUCCUUAAUGGGACCCAGUCCCUUAUUAGAGGGAGAUCAGAGGCAAGUAUAGUUCAAACUAUGGACUUGUGGGCUUUCUUCCACACCCACCAGCCCUAAAACUGUCAUUCACCACCCUCCUCUGCCUAAGAAAAGCACCUACCUCUGCCACGGGAUGUUUAGGAAAGGGGUUCCCACUCCCCAACUGGCUUUGUGAUUUUGUGCUGCCGCCUGUGAUCCUGAUGCUCACUUUCGGCCUCUGUUUAUGGAUGGAGUUAGGAUAAGGCUGGGCUCCAUCCGACGUCCUAUCUCCCCCUGGCUUCCCAGCUUCGGGUCGCUCCAGCCGUCUGUCACUACAUCGUGGCCUAUAGCUUCCUGUCCGGAAAUCUUGCUUUGAAAAACUUAAAAAGCCCUGGUUUACAUGUGGGCAGGACUGACCGUGAUAAGCAGGGUACAAGCUGUGUGCUGACAAGAAUUGUGACAAAAUGCCAAAAGCAAUAUUCUUCUCGAUAACAAACAAAAGCCGGCCCCGAGCUUCCAAGAUUCCAUCACCAGUGAUCCACCAGGGAUACAAAGGACAACCUGCGACUCCUCAAGACACAAGAUGCACUCGCUGCAGUCUUCUCUCCAGGGCAAUCUCUCCAAUGCCAACACAACGUUGUGUGUACUGAGAGCAGAAAACAGUGUUAGGAAGAAGUGUGUAAGUAACACCUUAUGGUAGGGCUCCUCAGAUGUAAUAAUUUACUUGUACUAUUUAUUUAUAAAUGGGAAUUCAAAUUAAGUAAUAACCUGUAAGCCCAGCAUGGGAAUUGACCAACAGCUUUUAAUUUUAUUGAUACUCGAAUCCAAGUUUGUGUUUCUCCUUU
Molecule: messenger RNA, 3570 nt
Organism: Octodon degus (degu)
Lineage: Eukaryota; Metazoa; Chordata; Mammalia; Rodentia; Octodontidae
Gene: Tbx5
Product: T-box 5
Exons: 10
Coding region: 751-2307 (518 amino acids)
Biological process (GO): regulation of transcription by RNA polymerase II; cell fate specification; positive regulation of DNA-templated transcription
Cellular component (GO): nucleus
Molecular function (GO): DNA-binding transcription factor activity, RNA polymerase II-specific; RNA polymerase II cis-regulatory region sequence-specific DNA binding
Source: RefSeq, a predicted model, not a curated record